Nilaparvata lugens (brown planthopper) is the source of this 885-nucleotide messenger RNA. RefSeq lists its product as uncharacterized. The transcript has 5 exons. The record is from RefSeq and is a predicted model, not a curated record. The coding region runs from base 250 to 885 and encodes 211 amino acids. Lineage: Eukaryota; Metazoa; Arthropoda; Insecta; Hemiptera; Delphacidae.
ACCUAUGUCACAAUCAAAAAUAAAUCGUUGGUACCUGCAAGAUGUGUUUGGAAAAGUUUGAAUUUAAACGGAAAAAUUCGAGCAAAGCUUGAAGUGCGACCUCCGUCGGCGAAAAUAUCAGCUAAAUGUGGAAGAAUAUUUGAGAUAUCAGUGACGGGACUCAGUCCUGGCUCCUUUAGUCAGUAUUUGGUAUGCACAGCGAAUGGAAAUGAACACAGAGUCCCUAUUUUAGUGGAAGGAGAGUGUACCAUGGGGUUUUUACAUGUCAGAGAUGAUUUCAUAAGUUGCGGACCUAUAAAAAAAGGUGACAAACUACGACUUGAUGUGUCAUUCGAAAAUUACACCGAUCGUAAGUGGUCCCGCAUGGUAACUGAAUACAGGUACCAUUCGCGAAAAUCCUACAAAAUCCCAAAAUUGACAGAGAGUCCCCAGCGGAAAAGUUGUAAGAGAUUUGUAGCACUAAAAAACAUGAAGAGAGGACUGUAUGAUAAUUACAGUAGAUUCAUCACAUUCAAGUAUGGUAGAGUGAACACAAAUAUUAUGAAAAAUGUAAUUUGGUGCUCCCUGUUGAAGAUAAAAGUUGGUGAUGUAGAAGAUUUUAUAGGAGUUAUAGCAGAUAUAGAGCGACCGUUACUCACCUUAUCUGAGAACGCAGCUUCUGACAAUUUUCUACUGAUGAAUUACACUUCAGUGAUCAGACUGAAUCUCAAGAAUCAUUCUAGAAUCUCGGCAUCGUUUACAUGGAUUGAUGCGAUUGGUGAUGACAGCUCCUCAUUUGAUUGCAAGUUUGUUCCAUCGACGGGAGUUAUCAGGCCCCAUGUAAAGUGGCAGAUUCUGGUCUACUUGAAGCCGUUAGAGUUGAUUACUGUUAAAGACCUGCAUUGA